AUGUCUUUACUGGCGAAUUUCAGGAACUUUUUCAUGAAAAACAAUUUCGAUUUUGAUGCUCCAGAAAUCACGUUGUACAGUUUUCACCCCCAGCUUCGCGUGUUUCUGGCCGCCAUGGGGAUAUUCUUUAAUAAUCGUGAAUCUCGUGUCAGAUUCUUCUGGCCGAUCAUAUGCGUCAGUCUUGCGAUUGUUGCCGUCACCUUGGAGAGCAUUUUCGUUCACCACUUCGUCAUGAUAAAGAAUUAUUCGGAUGCCACCGAGUGCUUCUGCUAUUUCGUGUUACUUGGCAUCAUCCCUUUUAUAUACGUCACCGUGUUAUACAACAAGGAGAAAAUUCUAGAACUGGUUGAAGAUAUGAAUGAGGAUUUCGUCUAUAUUUCCAAGCUCACGCCAAAAUACAGGGAUAGUUUUUUUCAGGGUCACCUGCUGAUCUAUAAGUUAUGCUACGCGUGGCUGGCCUUUACUAGCGCGAUCGCAAUCAUGUACAUCAGUGGAACCGUGGGUCCACUUCUCUGGAUGAGCCUCAUAGCCGCACAGCAUGAGAACAGUGUCAGGCCCUUGAUGUUCCCUAUGUGGUUACCAGAAGACGACCCUUAUAGAACCCCGAACUAUGAAAUCUUCAUGGCUUUUCAAAUAAGCUUCUGUUUUAUUUAUAUCCAAACGUUUUGCGUGUACGUGUACACGGAAUUCCAUAUACUGCUACACUAUUACAAUUUGAUGGAAUUGGUGAUCAUGGAUUUCCAUGUAAUCUUCGAGGGCCUGGACGAAGCCGUAGUAGAUCUAGUUCGCGCGGACCCACGACGGGUUAACGUACAACACGCAUUGAACAAAAGGAUGGGCCGCAUUGUACGAUGGCAUCUGUCUAUUUUUAAAGCUGUUAACACAGUGUCAUCGGUUUAUGGACCUCCUCUUGUGUACCAAGUGAUGUUCACUGCUAUAGCCCUAUGCUUGAUGGGUUAUCAAAUAGCAGAUAAACUUGACCAUGGAAAGUUUGACAUUCUGUUUUCGAUGCUGUUUGUGGGUGCCUUAGUUCAAUUGUGGAUUCCGUGCUACCUCGGCACUAUGAUCAGAAAUAAGGGAUUUGCCAUAGGAGACGCGUGUUGGAACUGUGGCUGGCACGAGACCUCUCUGGGCCGAAUGUUGCGCAGCGACAUCAUCAUAGUGAUGCAUCGCUCUCAGCAGCCAGUCGUCAUCAAGUUCACUGGACUGCCGCAUCUUCAAUUGGAAACCUUCUCAUCCAUUGUGAGCUCAGCAUACUCCUAUUUCAACAUGUUGCGGCAAUAUAAUGCUGAAGUGUAAAUAAAACAUUUUAUGAAAGUAUCACAUAGGCUUUGGUGUUUAAUAUUUAUUUAUAAAUGAUAAAACCUACUUGAAUUCCU
Molecule: messenger RNA, 1379 nt
Organism: Amyelois transitella
Lineage: Eukaryota; Metazoa; Arthropoda; Insecta; Lepidoptera; Pyralidae
Gene: Or-65
Product: odorant receptor 85b
Exons: 8
Coding region: 1-1299 (432 amino acids)
Biological process (GO): detection of chemical stimulus involved in sensory perception of smell; sensory perception of smell
Cellular component (GO): plasma membrane
Molecular function (GO): odorant binding; olfactory receptor activity
Source: RefSeq, a predicted model, not a curated record